AUGAAAUCAUAAAUAAUUGGGAUCAAGCAAUUCAAUACGAUGCUAAUUAAAAAUGUUAUUACAUAGAAAAAUGUAUUAUCUACUUUUUAAUGUAUCUAGCAAAACUCUUAGAAAAGUAAGGUGAAGAUAAUGAAAUUAUUAAUUAUUGGGAUACUCUUAUAUUAUAAAAUUAAAGCGAAUUAUAUUUUUAUUUACAAAAAACUUAAAUAUUAGAAAGAUAAGGCAAAUUUUAAGAAAUCUUAGAAUGUUGGGAUCAAGGGAUUUUAUAAAAUUUGUCAAAUCUUAACUUUUAUCUGUAUAAAGCUUCAGCAUUAAAAAGAUAUGGUUAUAAAUUAUAAAUUUUAGAUUGUUGGUAAAAAGGUAUAGAAUAAAACCCACAUAACAAAUUAUUCUACUAUGAAAAAUCAAAGGCAUUAGAAGAACAGUAAAGAUAUGAAGAGAUCAUUGCGUGUUGGGAUCAUGCCAUAUCAAAUAAUAGAAAUGUCUAAUGGGCUGUUUUGGAAAGGAUUUUAGCUUUAGUUAAUUAAGGAAAAAAAUAAGAAAUCAUAGAUUAUUGGGGUUCAAAUAAUAAUUAUUUAAAGAGCGAAUAUCAUUUUUAUGUCAAAUUAAGUAAGAAAAUGUUUAACUAAAGCAAAUGCAUUAGCAAAAAUAUCAAAAUUUGAAGAAAUCAUAUUAAUUUGGCAAUUAGGAAUUGAAAGCAAUCUUUAUAAUUAAUAUAAUUAAUAUUAAUUCUGUUUAGAAAAAUGUAAAAAUAAAUCCUUUAUGGUCAUAGGUCAUGCACUAGAAAAAUAAAAUAGGUUUCAGGAAAUUAUUGAAUGCUGGGAUUAUUGUAUCAAAAAAAAUGAGACUAAUUUUUAUUAUUACUAUUAAAAAGCAAAUGCAUUAGAAAAGCAGUGGAGAAAUUUAGAAAUUCUUGAUUGUUGGGAUGAAGGAGUUCGAAAAAACUAGUUGAAUUUAUCAUUUUACAAAGCCAAAAUGAGAACCUUAGAAAAAAUGAAUAAAUUUUAAGAAUCCAUUGAAUGCAUAGAUUAAGGAAUAGAAUAAAGAAGUAAUAAAUUAAUAGAUUUAGUUUUACAUUUGUAAUUAGAAAAUUAAUAAGCACAAACGAAUUUCAGAUAUACUUAAGGUUCAAUCUUAUAAUUUUACAUUGAAAAAGAAAAAGCAUUAGAAAAUUAGGGAAGAUUUUUGGAUAUUAUUAAAAAUUGGGAGGAAGCUAUAUCAAAAAUUAAUAUCGAUCCUCAAUUUUAUUAAAAUUAAAGUUAGUACUUUUUUCAGAAAUUAGCUGAUUCAUUAAAAUAAUUCCAAAUAAAUAGAAAAGCAUUAAUUUAUGAGCGAUUUCUACAAAAUCAAGGAUCUCAAAAAUAAUUACGUGAAAAGAUUUGA
Paramecium tetraurelia is the source of this 1383-nucleotide messenger RNA. RefSeq lists its product as uncharacterized. The record is from RefSeq and is a predicted model, not a curated record. The transcript is spliced from 8 exons. Lineage: Eukaryota; Ciliophora; Oligohymenophorea; Peniculida; Parameciidae. Gene Ontology annotation, molecular function: protein binding.